Messenger RNA from Caenorhabditis sp. 36 PRJEB53466, 559 nucleotides. The record is from the annotation of a GenBank genome assembly. Lineage: Eukaryota; Metazoa; Nematoda; Chromadorea; Rhabditida; Rhabditidae.
AUGAGUGCGAACUCCGAGUGUAAACUCAUGAAAGGUUUACGUGUAACACUGACAAAGGCAAUGGCGAUCAUCGAGGAGAUCCGACGAGAGAAGAGGGAGAAGGAAAUGCCAAAAAUGCCGGAGGAGAUCGAAAUGGAGGUGUUCUGGAGGCAGAGAGUAAGUUUUUUGAGAGGGCACGGCUAUUAUUGGCGAGAUUCGCUUUUUCUUGAAAAUGGUUAACAGAUAACUUCUAGUUCGGUCAGUUUGGUCUUCCAACCAAGGUCGGUCCGGAUUUCAGUAAUCAAAAGUAGUUUUCUAGCUUGUAACAGUUGAAUUCAGUUAAAAACUAAUGUUCCUUAUGCGAAAAUUUGAAAAUCGGUCCAUUCGCAUCUGAAAUAAGCCCAAUAAUCUCUAGUCCGGACCAGCGAGAAGACCUUGUACUCCAGCACAACCUAUCUGUUUCCAGGUUGUCCGUUUCGUCGAGCCAGAGGAGAAGUGGAGCGAGGUUCGCUAUCGGUUCAAUCGCGUCGAAAGCAAGCCAAUCGAUAUUCCGCGUCCUGUACGGGAGGAGUGCUGGUAG